Molecule: messenger RNA, 573 nt
Organism: Bemisia tabaci
Lineage: Eukaryota; Metazoa; Arthropoda; Insecta; Hemiptera; Aleyrodidae
Source: RefSeq, a predicted model, not a curated record
CAAAGCCAGUAGAGCAUCAUUCCUUUGUUUACCAUCAAACGUCAACAAUCACCAAUCUCAAAAUGGCUUUCGUCGCUGUCGUCGCCGCCCUGGCCGUCCUCAACCUCGCCGCCGCCAACCCGGUGCCCGUCUACUCCAAGGUGUCCUGCCCGAAGCCGCCCCUUCCGGUGAUCAAACCCGUCGUCAUCAAGUCCGUGCUCCCGGCUCCCGCUAUCGUCGGACUCCAGGCCCCCGGAGUGAUCGAACACGAAUCUGUCCCCUACGAGAUCAACUACUUCGGCAAGCCCUACAUCAUCAAGCACAAGCAGUCCGCUGCCCUCAACGUCUACUCCCAGAAACCGGUUGUUGUCGACGAGUACGCCGCCCCCGCUUUCAACGAAGCCCUCGCCCCUGCCGCCGUCAUCGUUGAAGAGGUCUGCCCCCCUGCACCUUGCGCCGAGCCCGCUUACCCAAAACCAUGCUACUAGAAGCUGAAACCUGAGCUAAACAGGUGGGGGAUGAUAAAUCCCUUCUCUUGUACAAUUGUUUUUCUUCGUCAAACCGAGAAAGUACAAAACUGUCUCUCAGGAAAAA